GGGAAAUUCGAACAAACGAAAGUAGAAACCACACAUAAUUUCAGUCUUCCGCCCCUCUUUAAGUGAAUUAAAACAUGUUAAUAUAUACAGAUAUAUGAAUAUAGUCAGCAAGUAGAGCAGAUAUUUUAGAAAAUGUUCGGACAUGUAACUCUCCAUGUGUGAAAGGCGUGUCCUGAUUCUUGCUGUGGUAACAGAUAUACACGAUUCCACAGUUACAUAUCCAAGUUGUUGUGGUUGCUACAGUAAACUCUUGGUGGACCCCACUACAGAUAGGUAUCACUGUAUUCGGUGUGGUGUAAGCUGUGACAGAACAAAGGUACAAUGGCGAUACAGACUGGUUCUAUCGGUAGCAGAUGGAACAACUAUCGGCAGAGUAGUCGUGUUUGGCAGGACACUGGAUGGUUUCUUUGGAAAGACGGCUACAGACUUUAGCAGGAGUAUUGAUGAUCUUGAGAGGACUGGUUAUCCUGCAUCAUCAAUGUUGUCAGAAGCUUUACUGAGGACCUUCCAUGGGAAAUAUUUUUACUUUGGUUUUAAGUUGACUGGGCCAAGUGAUGCAGAAGAAACACCAGCUCUAAAGGAUGUCCUGAAAUCAGAAAAUAGUCUAUGUUACAGUCAGCUAGACUGUACCUCAAACUUUGAAAAUUCUCAUACUCUGGCUUAUCAGAUGCUUGCAUGUUCAGAUGCUGUUUAUGCCACUGUUACUGACCAUAUGAGGUUAUUGGUUAAACAUCUUAGAAAUCAGAACCAGUCUAAAACGUUUAAGACUCCAGACUGUAACCAGUCCUGGAAAGUUUCAAAAGAGCCACAGUCUAUUAAAAAUUUGUCAAGUAGAACUGCAGGCAGUCUAAGCUCCUGUAGAACAGUGUCAUUUGGUGCAGAUCAAGAAUCAUUGAAAUUUAGUUUUGAGACUGACGAAAAUCGGAGCAUUUCUUUUCAGGAAACUGAAAGAUUUAACAGAAGUAAGAUCAGUGUAUCAAAAAACUACCAGCAUCUCACAGAAUGUUCAGAAAAUGACAAAAGUCCUUUUGUAACACAUGAAGAAAAUUUAAGGAAUAAAGAAAGGUUUCUUACAGGAAGUGGGGUAAAUCCAGAUGAUUUUCAAAGAUGUGUGACUUUUGAUACCAUAAAUGAAGAAAAUGAAGAAAGUUGUUUCCCUUUUGUAGGAAAUGGGAGUAAAGCAUUUAGUAUUUUGCAGUCAGAAAAUCAAAAUUUUGUUAGAGUUGGUAACUUUGCUUCAUCUGUAGGAAGUAUUAAUGCUGAUACCUUCAGUGAUAAUUUAAUUGCAAGAUUGGAUUUUGAUAAUCUUAAUGAAAGUGAUGCUUCAAACACAAGCAGAAAAAUAGAUAAUGAGCUUGUAAGAAGAAGACUUGUGUCAUUUCAGAAGAGCAUGUGUUGCAAGACAGCAGCAUCUUCAGAAUUUUGGAGAAUACCUGAUAUAGAGGCAUGCUGGGAUAAAAAUAGACUGAAAACAAAAUGUGAAAAUGAUUUAACUGUUAGUGAGAAUUUGAAUGACAUUACUAUUGAAACAGACUGUGAUGAUGCUAUAAUUAGCAAGGGUAAAUUAAAGGACUUUGAAAAUGUAUCUGAUAAAAUAGUUGAUUCUGGUUUAAAGAGAAAACAUGACUGUAAUAUAAUUGAUGAACUCAACAUGCCAGAGUCUGAAGACCUUGAUGCCUUCUUUGAGUCUGGGUUUGAAGGUAUACAGUUUACACAAGAUGUUGUUGAUGUACAGAAUAAUACCAAAGAAAAGGAUGGAGAUGAAUAUUUAACUAAUAUGAUAAACAAGAAAUCAAAAGAUACUUUGGUUGAGAAUCUUGAUUUAGACAAGUUUGACACUAAAAAUAAAGAGAUUGAUUCUGAUAGGGUAAAAAAUAAACAGUGUCCAGUAAUGGCCAGAGUUGAAGGAAUAAAUCUGAAAGAUGUUACAAUAGAUUUUCCCUAUUUACCAGAAUCUGAACAGAUUGAAGAUUUUCUUGAUUCCUUUGAAGAGUGUUUGCUCCAAGAAGAGCUUGCAGCACAGAGUAAGGUUAAAGUAAUAACUGUUGCAGAAAACACGCAAAGUGAAAAACUUGAUGGUGAUGAAAAGGAGAAUUUAACAGAUAACUGCACGGAAGUAUAUAAAGAGUCAACUGAUAUAAAAACUGCUGCAAUAUUAGGAAACAUAGCUGAAGAAUGCAAAUUAACUAAGGAAGUUGGAAAGGUUGCUAAUGACAAUAUUGUAAAUGAGUUAAAAGGUGAAGUAGUUGAUGAUUUCUUACUUGACAGAGAAGCUGAUCUUCAUGAAGAAGAAGAAUUUUUUUCAACCUUGUCUUUUGUUGAAAAUGAUAAUGAGGGGACAAAAUAUGGAUUAGACGAUAUCGAAAAUGAAGGUAUAAAUGAAUGCGGAUUUAACUUUAAUGACUCUUCAACUAAUAACGCAAGUGUUGAGUUAAAGUUAGAGCCAUCCAGCAUAAUGUUAUUAGGUAAAGACAAUUCUGCAAGAUCUACGCACAGUGAUUUAGAUAAAGUGCAAAGUGACCUUGGGCUUGAAGGAAAUGAGUUAAUUGACAGUACAGCCGAAAGCAUGUCUGAAGAUGAUAAAAAUGAGUCCAGUGACUUAGAGCAGUUCUUGGCUGAUAUUUCAAAUAAUGAAGGACAAAUUCCUGAAAUGAGAGAAGAAAUCUUUAGACCUGAUGACAGUUCUUUGAAGAAUAAACAAGCAAAUGAACUUUCAAAAGAAAAUGAUAUGGAGAAAACGAGGACAGAAAAAAUUACUGCUGACUUAGUAGAAGUCGCUGAAGAUACAGAAAGUGAUCUUGAUGAGUUCUUUCAUGAUUUAUCACAAUUAUGCUUAAAGGAAUCUGGAAAAGAUUCUUGUAUAAAUAUUAUAGAAAUAGGCAAUGAAAAUGUAAAUUCUAAAACAGACAGUAAUGCAAAUAAUGUUACAAAGCGCAAAAUGACUGCUAAUCCAGUUAUUGAAAAUGAAAUACAUCAACAUGAAGAAAACUGCAGUAUUAUUGACAAGUCUUCUGAUUUUGAAGCAACAAAUGUAAAAUUAGGCAAAAUCAAGCCAGUGUUUAGAUUAGUGCCAUUUAGCAGUUGUUUGAGAGUAGGAAAUACAUCACAAAGGACAGUUAAAACUGUGACAGAAUUGAACGCUGAUUCCAGUAAGUUAGAACACACUAGAUCAGACACUGCAAAGGAGUCUAAUGCCAUUGAAACAGUGAUAACAUUUAAUGAAGUGAAUGCUUCUAACACUGGUUCUUUUGAAAAAGUGAAAAAUACAUCUGGAACUUUGGAAACUCCAACAGAAAAGAGAGAAUGUAAAGAUAGUAGAUAUGAAUCAAGUUCAAUAAAUUAUUCAGCCGAUCUGUUUGAAAUGUCUGGUGGAGAAUCUGAACAAGGUUCUGCAUAUGUUCUGACCGUUUGCACUCCAAGCUUUAACACUAAACUAAAUUCUGAAAAUUCUAGUUUAAAUGAAGAUGCAUUUGAAGACAGUCCACUGGGAACAUCGACACCAGGGUUAGAUGAAUGUGUGAUAUUUGACAGUCAAGACAUGUCUGAUGUUUAUGAAAGUCAGUCUAAAAAUAAUUUGGCUAAUCAGGGAGAUGCUAAAAGAAAAGUGAAAUUUGAUAAAAGAUUAAGAAGAGUUAGCUCUUGCCAUGUUAUGGAUAUUAGAAUGAGGUUAAAUGAAAGUCCCUUAAAUAUGCCAGUUCUAGCUGUAAAGUCCUGUUUGAAAUCACGUAAAUUGUCGUCAAAAUAUGUUGCUGAAAAUUCUGUGGUAGAGGAAAGCCGUAAUAAUAGUCAUAAUGUUGAAGCUAACGCUGAUUUUGAUAAAAGGAUCUCAGAAGAUCAAAAUGGGUGUAUUGUAGCAAGUAGUACUUUAAAUGGUAAUAAUGUAGAACAAACUUCAGUUUGUUUAGAAUUAGAUGGAUCAUCAGAUUUGUUUGGUGAAAGUUUGGUUAUUUCACCAAAAGAACCUUUAAUUUUAACUGAUCAUAAAGGUAAGCAUGAAGAACAAAAAACUGGAGAAGCUGAAACUGUAAGGGCAUAUAAUCUUGAAACAGUAAGAACAUAUAACAUGAAAGAGAAUGUUACAAGGGAAGACAAGAAAAAUAUAACACCAUGUAUGCCUAAUAGUCAAGAUCUGUGGCUAAAUGAAUCAACUGAUUCAUUUAUGUAUGAAGCUAUCCCAGGUAACAGACAUUCACAGAAUCCCGAUGAUAUGCAAAAUAAUGAUGAAAAAGUAUAUGCAUCUGAUUUCACUACGGCCAAUUCAGAAACACCAGAUUUAUUCACCAGUCAACAAAAUUUUAUGAAGCUUCCUACCUAUUCAAAAGGGAGCAAAAAUGAUUGUUCAGAAAGUUGCAAAUUACCAGAGUACCAGAUUAACAAAGACCCGCCUCUUCAGUUUGUUGGGAAAGUUGGGGAAAUCAGCCAAAGGAAAGCUUUAAAAUGUUUGGUGAUUAAUACCCCAGACUGUGAUACUGAUAUUCUUUCUAAACAGAGAGCCAUGUGUUUAAAAUUUCAGGACCAUUCUUCUGAAACUGGAGUUCAUCAUGGUUAUCAACAAAGUCUGAAUGAAAUGAAAGAAAACAUUUGUGUUGAUGAUUCUCCCGACAUUUUUGGGGACAGUCUUGAAGAGUUAGAUAGAAAACUUAUCUGUGAUAAAAAGAAUGUUGUUAAUAAAAGCAGUGUUUUAUGUAAAAAACUGUUCUUUUAAGAAAUAUGAAAUGUAUUUGAUUUUAUAUAUUCUGAAAUAUUUUGUUUUUUUAAUAAAUAUUUAUUAAGGUGGAAUAAAGUAAUAUCAAAAGUUUUUUUUAGCUUUUGUGACCGCUCAAUGUCCUUCGUGCGUCGUGUGUCAGUCAACAUUUUCUAAAAAAAUCUUCUUGAAAACCACUGGGCAGAAUUACACCAAACUUCACAGGAAUGAUCCUUGGGUGGCCCCCUUGCAAAAUUUUUCAAAGAAUUGAAUUCCAUGUAGAACUCUGGUUGCCAUGGCAACCGAAAGGAAAAGCUUUAAAAAUCUUGUCCAAAAUCACAGGGCGUAGGGCUUUGAUAUCUGGUAUGUAGCAUCAUCUAAUGGUCCUCUACCAAGAUUGUUCAAAUUAUCCCCCUAGGGUCAAAUAUGGCCCAACACUGGGGGUCACAUUGUUUAUAUAGACUUAUAUAGGGAAAACUUUGAAAAUCUUCUUGUACAAAACCACAUGGCCUAGGAUUUUGAUAUUUGGUAUGUAGCAUCAUCUAGCGGUCCUCUACCAAGAUUGUUCAAAUUAUCCCCCUAGGGUCAAAUAUGGCCUCGCCCGGGGGUCCCAAGUUUUACAUUGACUUAUAUAGGAAAAAAAGUUUUAAAAUCUUCUUGUCUGAAACCACAAGACAUAGGCCUUUGAUAUUUGGUUUGUAGCAUUGUCUUAUGGUCCUCUACCAAAAUUGUUCAAAUUAUGCCUCUUGGGUUAAAAGAGGCCCUGCCCUGGGGUUACUUAGUUAUUAUAUGAGUUAUAUAGGAAAAGAUACUUAAAAAAAUUAUCUGAUCCUAUUCCAAGACUGUUUAAUUAUAAUUACCUGAUGACCCCAAGUAAUAUGAUGUCACUUGACUGUGACCUUGACCUGCUGUCCUACUUGGUUGUUUUUUAAGAUACAGCCUUGAAAUUUAGAUGACAUACACAGUUUUGUACACCGAUCGUAAAACUGAAUUUCAUUGACCAUGAAUGAGACCUACUGACUUUCUUAAUAUUUUAGCAUCAGUUUGACAUUUGAAACAUGUAGCUCAUAUUACUCAGGUGAGCAAUCCAGGGUCAUCAUGACCCUUUUGUUGAUUCCUAUAUGAUCAGUUUUAAGCUUCAACAGUAUUUUGGUAUUGAUACUAAAACCAUGUUAGCUAAGUCUUUUACCUAUAGAAAUAUUCAGUUUGUCUGUUUUUGUACCCCCCCAAACAACAAAGUUGUAAAGGCGGGGGUGGGGGGUAUACUGGUUUCAGGUUGUCUGUCUGUCCAUAGACACAAUCUUGUGCGCACCAACUCUCCUCAUCUCCUUGACACAAUUUAAUGAAACUUCACACAACUGAUCAGUAACAACAGUAGUUGUGCAUGGUGCAUGUUGGGUUCUUUCAGAAUUUUUUUUUGCAGAGUUAUGGGACUUUGUUUUUUGUUACUAUGCUAUAUACAUAGUCUGCAUAUGCAAUCUUGUGCACACCUAAUCUCUUGAACCCAUGCACACAAUUUAAUGAAACUUAACACGAGUGAUCAGUAGUAGCCCUAGUCCUAACAAACAAAGUUUGAGCGGGGUAUAUAGGAGUGAGCUUGUUGAUUGGUCUGUCAGUCGAUCCGUUGGUUUUCAUGGUUUCCGGUCAGUAACUCAUGACAGGCUUGACAGAUUUAAGUAAUUUUUGGUACACAGGAGUAACAUCAUAAAAUAUAGGUUAAGCCACACUUUGAGGUCAGUAGGUCAAAGGUCAAGGACACAAUGACCUGGAACAGUCAAAUAGUUUCCAGAUGAUAACUUGAGAACACUUGGGCCUAGGAUAAUAAGUUUUGGUACACAGGUGUAACAUCAUAAAAUACAGGUCAAGUUCGACUUUGAGGUCAAAGGUCAAGGUCACAAUGACCCUGAACAGUUAAAUGGUUUCCGGAUGAUAACUUGAGAACGCUUGGGCCUAGGAUCAUGACAGUUGAUAGGGAGGUUGGUCAUGACCAGCAGAUGACCCCUAUUGAUGUUGAGAUCAGUAGGUCAAAGGUCAAGGUCACAAUAACCCGGAACAGUUAAACCAUUUCCAAGAUAACUUGAAAACGCUUGGGCCUAGGAUCAUGAAAAUUUAUAGGGAGGUUGGUCAUGACCAGCAAAUGACCCCUAAUGAUGUUGAGAUCAGUAGGUCAAAGGUCAAGGUCACAGUGAACCGGAACAGUUAAACCAUUUCCGGAUAAUAACUUGAGAACGCUUGGGCCUAGGAUCAUGAAAGUUGAUAAGAAGGUUGGUCAUGACCAGCAGAUGACACCUAAUGAUUUUGAGGUCAGUAGGUCAAAGGUCAUGGUCACAGUAACCAGGAACAGAUAAACUGUUUCCAGAUGAUAACUUGAGAAUGCUUGGGCCUAGGAUCACGAAACUUGAUAGGGAGGUUGAUCAUGGCCAGCAGAUGACCCCAAUUGAUCUUGAGGUUCGACUUUGACAUUGGCUUACUUCUGUGACAAGGCCGUAUUGUUGGGGUAUAAUUCGUCACUCCUGUGACAGCUCUAGUUGUGCAUGGUGCAUGUUAGGUUCUUUCAGAAAAAAAUUCUGCACAGUUAUGGGACUUUGUUUUUAGCUCACAGGUGAGUUAUUGUGAUCGCUCGAUGUCUGGCUUCCGUCUUCUAUCGUCUGUCUGUCAACAUUUAGCUUGUGUAUGUGAUAGAGGCUGUAUUUUUCAAUUGAUCUUCAUGAAAUUUGGUCAGAAUGAUUGCCUUGAUGAAAUCUAGGCCUAGUUCGAAUAUGGGUCAUCUGCGGUCAAAAACUAGGUCACUAGGGUUUCAAAGAAAAACCUUGUGUAUGCAGUAGGGACUGUAUUUUAAUCUGGAUCUUCAUGAAAUUUGAUCACAAUGUUUGUCUGGAUGAAAUCUAGGUCAAGUUCGAAUAUGGGUAAUCUCGGUUCAAAAAUAAGGUCGCUAGGUCAAAGCAAAGAAAAAACCUUGUGUAUGCAAUAGGGACUGCAUUUUACACUGGAUCUUCGUGAAAUUUGAUCAGAAUGUUUGUCUGGAUGAAAUCUAGGUCAAGUUUAAAUAUGGGUCAUCUGGGGUCAAAAACUAGGUCACCCAGUCAAAUCUAAGAAAAACCUUGUGUAUGCAAUAGGGACUGCAUUUUACACUGGAUCUUCAUGAAGUUUGAUAAAAAUGUUUGCUUUGAUGAAAUCUAGGUCAUCUGGGGUCAAAAACUAGGUCGCUAGGUCAAAUCAAAGAAAAAUCUUGUGUAUGCAAUAGGGACUGCAUUUUAAUCUGGAUCUUCAUGAAAUUUGAUCACAAUGUUUGUCUGGAUGAAAUCUAGGUCAAUUUCAAAUAUGGGUCAUCUGGGGCCAAAAACUAGGUUACCUGGGCAAAUCAAAGGAAAACCUUGUGUAUGAAACAGGGACUGCAUUUUACACUGGAUCUUCAUGAAAUUUUAUCACAAUGUUUGUCUAGAUGAAAUCUAGGUCAAGUUGGAAUAUGGGUCAUCAAAUCAAUGAAGAUCAAAGUAUGCAAUAGUGGCUGCAUUUUACACUGGAUAUUCAUGAAAUUCGAUCAGAAUGUUUGUCUUGAUGAAACCUAGGUCGAGUUCAAAUAGGGGUCAUCUGGGGUCAAAAACUAGGUCACCCAGUAAAAUCAAAGAAAAACUUUGUGAAUGCAAUAGGGACUACAUUUUAGGCAGGAUGUUCAUGAAAUUUGAUCAAAGUGUUUGCUUUGAUGAAAUCUAGGUCAAGUUCAAAUAAGGGUCAUGUUGGAUCAUUAACUAGGUCACCUGGUCAAAUCAAAGAAUAACAUUGUGUAUGCAAUAGGGGCUGCAUUUUUCAUUGGAUCUUCAUGAAGUUUGAUCAGAAUGUUUGUCUUGAUGAAAUCUAGGUCGAGUUCAAAUAUGGGUCAUGUUGGGUCAAAAACUAGGUCACCUGGUCAAAUCAAAGAAAUACCUUGCCUAUGCAAAAGGGGUUGCAUUUUAAGCAGGAUAUUCAUUAAAUUUGAUCAAAAUGUUUCUUUUGAUGCAAUCUAGGGCAGGUUCAAAUAUGGGUCAUCUUGGAUCAAAUACUAGGUCACGCGAUCAAAUCAAAGAAAUACCUUGUGCAUGCAUUAAGGGCUGCAUUUUAGACUGGAUAUUCAAGUAAAUUUUAUCAGGCUGUUUGUCUGGGCGAAAUCUGUGUCAGGUUCAAAUAUGGGUCAUCUUGGGUCAAAAACUAGGUCACCAGGUCAAAUCAAAGAAAUACCUUGUGUAAGCAUUAGGGGCUGCACUUUAGACUGGAUAUUCAUGAAAUUUGAUCCUGCCAAUUGUUUUGAUGAAAUCUAGGUCAGGUUCAAAUAUUGGUCAAAAAAUAGGUAAACUGGACAAAUAAAUAGAUACCUUGUGAAAAACCUUAUGUAUGCAAUAGGGACUGGAUAUUUUAUGAAAUUUGAUAAGAAUGUUUCUCUUGAUGAAGUCUAGGUCAAGCAGCAAUAUGGGCCAUCUAGGUACAAAAAAAAAAUUAACAGUCAUUUUCAGGAAGAUUUUUCUGGCUGUUCUCAGGUGAGCGACCUAGGACCAUUUGGUCCUCUUGUUUGUUAAUACACAUGUAUACUAUAUACAUACAGUCUGCAUAUGGAAUCUUAUGGUGUCUAAUCUCCCAAACCCUUGCACACAAUUUAAUGAAACUUCACACAAGUAACCAGUACCAACCCUAGUUGUGCAUGGUGCAUGUUACGUUCUUUUAGAUAAAUAUUCUGGAGAGUUAUGGGACUUUGUUUUUUGUUACUAUGCUAUAUACAUAGAGUCAGCAUAUGCAAUCUUGUGCGCAUCUAAUCUCCGAACCCUUGCACACAAUUUAAUUAAACUUCACACAAGUGAUCAGUACCAACCUUACUUGUGCAUGGUGCAUGUUAGGUUCUUUCAGAAAAAUAUUCUGCAGAGUUAUAGGACUUUGUUUUUUGUUACUAUACUAUAUACAUAGAGUCUGUAUACAUACAGUCCACAUAAUAAUGCAUUCUUAUGUGCGUCAAAUUGCAAUGUACUGUAUCAGUGUGUGCGGGGAGUACAUUCAUCACCUUCAGUGAUAGCUCUAGUUGAAAAAAGUUUGAGGAGGUAUUGUCAUCACUUCAUGUUGUGAUGUUGGCAUUGGUUAAGGUAUUUGUGUAGCUUUGAAGCUUUUCACUUAUUAUCAGCAGAUGAGUAUAUUGUUUUGAUAGUAAUUACAUGGAAAACUUGUGUACAAAAAGUAAAAUAAUUCAAGAUACAA
Messenger RNA from Mercenaria mercenaria, 9901 nucleotides. RefSeq lists its product as uncharacterized. Gene Ontology annotation, biological process: negative regulation of intrinsic apoptotic signaling pathway in response to DNA damage. The transcript is spliced from 4 exons. The record is from RefSeq and is a predicted model, not a curated record. NCBI's taxonomy places the organism in Eukaryota, Metazoa, Mollusca, Bivalvia, Venerida, Veneridae. Bases 155 to 4705 code for a protein of 1516 amino acids. Gene Ontology annotation, cellular component: cytoplasm; nucleus.